AUGAAAGUUGAGAAGAAAAAGAAGGAUGAAAACUCGAGAGGGGAGAAACCCGAGGAGAGCAAGUAUAUGCCUGCUCUACCUUUCCCUCAAAACCAAAGUAGAGAAAAACUGGACAAGCAGUCUGGGAAAUUUCUGGAUGUGCUGAAACAGGUUCAUGUAAACUUACCAUUCACAGAAGUUCUCUCACAGAUGCCUACUUAUGCCAAAUUCUUGAAAGAUAUCCUUACGAAGAAGAGGAAGAUAGAGGAAACCUCAGUGGUCAAGCUCACAGAGCAUUGCAACGUGAUAUUGCAAAAUAAACUCACACAAAAGUGUGAAGAUCCAGGGAGUUUUACAAAAGUGUGGAGAUCCAGGGAGUUUUACUAUACCUUGCUCUGUAGGAACUAUUAUUUUGAUAAAUCUGUAUGUGAUUCUGGUGCCUCAAUUAAUUUAAUGCCUCUAUCUAUGUACAGGAAACUAGAGAAGGAGAUGGGAGAGGUAAGGUAUGUGCCAAUAUCUUUACAGUUGGCAGAUAAAACAACUACAAUACCCGAGGGAAUAGUGAAAGAUGUGUUAGUUUGGGUAGAUAGGUUCGUAUUUCCUGUGGAAUUUAUAGUGGUAAAUAUGGAGGAAAACAGGGAGGCCCCCCUCAUCCUAGGAAGACCAUUCUUAGCGACGGGUAGAGCUAUAUUAGAUAUACACGAGAGGAAACUCAUGCUUAGAGUGGGUGAGGAGACUGUGACUUUUAAGAUGGAUGUAGAAAAGGGGGCACAAAAGGACAAGUCAUCUGUGAGUGUUGAGUGGAAAGUAAAGGGUUCGAAAGAGAAGGCUGUGGUGAGCGAGAAAGAUAAGUGUGGGGUGUACCCCAAGAAGGCCGAGAAGAAGCUGUCCGCAUGGAUGUGUGCAUUAGUUCGGAGGCGAGGGAUGGAGCCGACUUCGACUCAGACCCCGACUAGAUGUUUAAGGAAGUUUCCUUUACCUUAUGCUUUUUAA
Nicotiana attenuata is the source of this 972-nucleotide messenger RNA. RefSeq lists its product as uncharacterized. NCBI's taxonomy places the organism in Eukaryota, Viridiplantae, Streptophyta, Magnoliopsida, Solanales, Solanaceae. The record is from RefSeq and is a predicted model, not a curated record. The transcript has a single exon. Bases 1 to 972 code for a protein of 323 amino acids.